AUGGUUGAUCCAAACAUAAGUGACUGGUUAAGAUCACAACAGCAAAGUUCUCGAAAACAUCGUAUAAAAGUUACUAUAAUAGGUAUCGUCAUUUUGGCCGUAGUUAUCGGAAGUGUCACGUAUUUGUCAAAAAACAGUAACAAUUAUUCACAUAGUGGAAAAAACGGUAAUAAUACAGAAUAUUACACAUGGGAUAAAAAACCUGUUAAUUUGACCAUAAUCCCAAAUUCUUUAUAUAAAAAAAUAUUUUACGGAAUAAAUUAUGGACCUGUAAAUGCUAGUUAUCCUUGGUGUUCAAACACUUUAGGAGAUGUUAUAGAAGAUGUGAAAAUGAUUUCUCAAUUAACUAAUAGGAUUCGACUUUACGGUAUGGAUUGUAAUAUGGCUGAUUAUACUAUGGAAGCAAUCGUUAAAUUAAAAUUGAAUAUGACUAUUGUUCCAACUAUUUGGGUUGAUGAUAAUGAUACAACUUAUCAAAGACAAUCUGAUUCUUUAUUUAACUUAAUCAAAAAAUAUGGUGAAGAUAAGAUCGACGGUAUUUCGGUUGGUAAUGAAGGCACGUUUAUCUUCCGCAAAGAUAUUCCUACGAAAACUUUAUAUGAUCGUAUCUCGGAUGUCAGAACAAAGAUAAAUUCGAUGGGAUUUAACAAAAAGAUGCCCGUUUUCACUUCUGAUCUUGGUUCAAAUGUUGAUGAUGCUUUUAUAGCUGCUGUAGAUAUAGUAUGGGCUAACGUUCAUCCAUUUUUUGGUGGUAUUAAUGUAAACACUUCUGCAUCAUGGACAUUUAAAUUCUUUGACGAAUUUGUCGUCACACCUGCAAAAGCUGUUAAUAAGGAUGCUAUUAUAUCAGAAGUUGGUUGGCCAACUGCCGGUGCUUCACAAGGUUCCGCUGUUCCUACUGUUUCUAAUUUACAAACAUUUUUAAACACUUUUAUUUGUUCUUCUAAUUCAAAAGGUCUUAAAUAUUACUUUUUUGAAACUUUUGAUACUCCUUGGAAAACUGCAAAAUGGACUACCUUAGAAGGAAGUUGGGGGUUAUUUCAUCCUAAUAGAACCAUGAAGCACCCAAUUAUUCUUCCAGAUUGUGUUCUUUAA
Molecule: messenger RNA, 1095 nt
Organism: Dentiscutata erythropus
Lineage: Eukaryota; Fungi; Glomeromycota; Glomeromycetes; Diversisporales; Gigasporaceae
Source: the annotation of a GenBank genome assembly